GAAAAGGGCCCAGCGGGAUAUAAUGGAGAGACUGGUUGCUUUCACUAAAAGCCAGUCAUCUAAGUCUGUGUCAGAGCCUGUGAAAAGUUCAAAUCAUGUCAGACAGAGUAAUGUGUGGAACAAGUCAGACAGGAUGGCAGCAGAGUUGCAGCCAAGCCCCCAGGAAUGUCCCACUGUUUAUAUUGACCUGCGUUGCCCUGAGCCUUCAAUAAAAACACCAAUAACAUCCCAAAAUCUUUCAUCAACGUCCGAGUCACCAGCCAAACACAACACACACCAGGAAACACCACCUUCAAAGAAACCCAGUCUUAAAGUGCAUAGUGGAUCACGGACGGGAGACAGGGAAGUGACUGGCAAGAGCAUGUUGCUUCAGAAAAUAAGGGAGAUGAAUAGAAAUGGGAGUAAAUAUCCCAAUAAAUAUACAGAUCCUCCAUGUCCUGUGCUAGGGAAUAAAACAGAAGAACUGAAAGCAAAGCUACCCAAAACUGUAGAGUCUACAUGUUGCCAUGAGUCACACCAUCUGUGUGAAGAUAAACAGUCUUCACAUGUACAGUUUGAGUACAGAAACCCUAAAAUGGAAAGCCCACCAACCACUCAGCAAAGUACAAUGAAAAAACCAAAGCAGCAGAGUGACCAACAGAGACAGGAAGUUAAGCAGAUGUUACAACAUGAACAACACCAGCAAAUUCUUAAACAACUGGACAAACACUGUCCAACGAAAUCAGUAAAUCAGAAGCAGCCAGCUGCUGAAAGAACCGAUGUCCUUUAUGAUUUUGAAGCAUCUCAUCUAGAGUCCAUCAGCACACUACCAGUGGAUAUUGAAAGCAAGGGGUGUAUGCUACUGAUCGUUAACCUCUCCAGUCCUGGUAUGGUCGGAGACAGAGCUUAUGGGAGGAGAAAACAUCUGUAUUCAGCUGCAACCAAAUCACACAUCUACAACACUUUAGUGGCUUGGUUUCUGUCUUUGGUCGGCCCAGACCCACAUCCCGAUGAAGAUGAGGUUGGUGCAAAGGUCCCAUUCUGGGUUGCAGGACUUCAGCAGCUGUGGACAGAGGAUGGACUGGCUUUGCAUGUGCUAGUCAUGGCUCGUCACUGUUAUACACUGAGGAAAAGGGACAAAGACAUCCAUGCACCUUUCUAUUACAACGUCAGCAGGUUCCUCUCUGAGACCUCACUCACUCUUAUUGCCCGCUGGCUACCUCAGCUCAAAAAUUUGCUAGACCAACGAGCCUUUGCCUCACCCAUCCAUCUUCCCUCUUCCUGUUUAAGUUGUUUCAUCUCUGCCACCUCCAACAAAAAGGUUAUAGAUAGGAUGUUUGGUCUCAGUCCAGCGUUUUACUGGCAGACUGUCGAAACUCAGGAGCGUGUUUGUAAGGGGAGAGAGACCACACUAGAUCUGCACACAGAGGUAUCAGUUGCUCUGGGGUGCAAAGCUUUCUUCCUACAGCCCCUCAUAACACACUACACCCUCCAGCUUGUUCUUGAGUCAGGACUUGAUGUGUGUGGUCUGCGGCUCCUGUAUCCACCACAUGGGUUCUGGAGUGACAGUGCUGGUGCUGUACCAGUCAUCCAGAGAACUGAUGAGACCUGCCAGCCCGUUCUUGCCCUGGCUAUUCGGGGCCCUCAUGCUCACUCAGUUUUGAAAGAUUUAACUAUUUCCUUAGAUCCUCUGCUGCCCAGAAUGACAGAUCCAACCUCCCUCAACACUCUCCACUGCAGAAGUCAAGAACCUUCACUCUUCUACUCCUCUCGACUGGCCAGUGAAGUCCACAGGGAGCUGUGCUUGUGGUUUUCAGGAAGAUUCCAAGGAGGACGUCCACAGAAUCAGAACUGGCCUCCGAAUAGAGUUUCACCUUCGGAGGACGGAGUAAGAGGCAGCCUGUUCAAUUUAAGCACAUCACCUUCCUUUCUGUGUGCUACAACAAAAGCUGACUUACUCCUCGUGGUGUCGCCUGUCGUGCCUCCAUGUUGCUACGGCCAAGUUUUGGCUGUUUGUGAACGCAGAGGCUUCAGUCUGAUGGGGCUGCAGAGGCUGCAGCUUCAGAGCAAUGGAGCUGCAGUCCUCGGACUCACCAACCAACAGGCACUUGCAUUCUGCAGUCCACAUAUUGGGACCUCGGAUCAGGAGCAGCUGGAGCGGCCCUCUCACUGUCUGGUGUUGUUACUGAGGAAAGAAAAUGCGACGCACCACAGUGUUAGUCUUCCAGCAGCCCUAAUGAGAGAAUUUAAGGCACAAAAGCUUCUGGGUUGCAUCCACUCCAGGCUUGAAGGUGUUCACACAGUAGAGUCAAGCUUCUGUUUCCACGCUGUAUCUUACAGCAGUAACCUGUUCCAUAUCUUUGUUAGGCGAAUGUGUGCAGUGCCAGAUCCCUCAGGUGUGAUCCUGUCCCAUCAGAAGUGCUCAUCCAACUCUAACAUGGAGCAGGUGGUGAUUUUGACCUUGUGUGGGAAGGACAUGAGCCAAGGCCUGAGCCUCCUACACAGAGUGCUGACAGAAGGGGCAGCAGGUGACGUACAACGCACAGGAUUCGAGCUGCUGGGCCUGAAGUAUCUGCCUGUGUUGACUCGAAUUCAGGCUCGGGAGCUUAGUCCAUACGAGGUGGGAGAGCAGCUCUGUCACAACAGCCUGGACAAUCUGAUGCCCUCUCCUGCCCUAGUGUGUGCUCUUAGACGAGUGGAUGGUUUUGCUUUGCUGAAAAAGCUCCUACCACGCAAUUACCCUGGUAACCUCAGUGUCCUGAUGUCACCCACACCUGAAGUGGCUUUCAGACAAGCGUCCCUCUUCUUCUUUGAGCAUGAGAUCAUUCCUGACCCACAGAUGCUGCUUACUGUGUGCCUAUUCAAGCCAGGAAUCUGGAACCACGCUUUGGCUGAAAUAGUUUGGAAACUCCAACUGAGUGGCCUCAGGAUAGUGGGCCUGCGUGUAGUGACCCUGGACAGAAGCAAUGCUACCUCACUGCUGCCUGCAGAAAGUGACCCCUCAGACAUGGAGACCCAUGUGGAGUACUUGUGCUCUGGCUCCUCACUGGCUCUCUGCCUUGAGGGGGAGAAUGCUGUGAGAAGGCUGCUGUAUGUGCUGGGCCAAGAGGACUGGACAACCUGUUUUGGCAUGGCUCAGUCAUACAAAGGCAUCUAUGGAUCAGAAUCAUAUCAGAAAGCAAUUCAGGAUGUGAAGAGGCUUUUUCCAAACGGGCUCUGCUGUUCUGAGACCAGCACAAUGAGACAGGAGCAGAUACUCAAGAUGUGCUCAGACCCUUUAGCCUCUGUGGAGCGUGAACAGAGCUGCACACUGGCCCUCAUUGCCCAGGAGUGUCUGUCACCUUCAGUGGCAUCAGAACCAAAUGAAGGGUCCCUGAUACACAGUGCUCUCUGGCAGACAACCUGUCUGCUGAUACCCUUAAAUGCUCCACCCCUCAGCCAGGUGCCAUCCCAGCUGGACCUGCUGGAGCAGUUGCUGAGGUCAGGCUGCCAUCUGGUGGCAGCGAGAAUGAGCAUACUAGAUAAUGAGCAGAGGAAACAUAUCGCUGAGACACUGAACGUGUCACUGAGAGGCAAUGAUAAGAUGGCUCAUCUUUUCACUACACCCUGUCUCAUCAUGGCUCUGCAAGGGGAAAUGAUUGUGACCUGCUUUAACCUGAUCCUUGAAAGCAUUUACAAGGACAGGUCAGACCUAGAAAAAGUGGGGAAAAGGAUCAUCUACACCAAGAGUGAGGAAGAGGCCAAGCAGCUGAUAUGUUACCUAUUUGAUGUCUUGUCUUCCAAGAGCUGUCAUACUAUUGUGCCAUGA
Morone saxatilis (striped sea-bass) is the source of this 3787-nucleotide messenger RNA. RefSeq lists its product as uncharacterized. Gene Ontology annotation, molecular function: dynein complex binding. NCBI's taxonomy places the organism in Eukaryota, Metazoa, Chordata, Actinopteri, Moronidae. The record is from RefSeq and is a predicted model, not a curated record. The transcript is spliced from 24 exons. Bases 23 to 3787 code for a protein of 1254 amino acids.